GGCCAGGAUGAAAGUGACCGUGUGCUUUGGCAGGACCGGCAUCGUGGUGCCCUGCAAGGAGGGCCAGCUGUGCGUCCGGGAGCUCACGCAGCAGGCGCUGCAGCGCUACCUGAAGACCCGCGAGAAGGAUCCUGGUUACUGGGUGAAGAUUCAUCACUUAGAAUACACAGAUGGUGGAAUCCUGGAUCCAGAUGAUGUCUUGGCAGAUGUUGUUGAAGACAAAGAUAAGCUGAUUGCUGUGUUUGACGAGCAAGAACCACUUCACAAGAUUGAGAGCCCCAGUGGAAACCUGGCAGAUCGGCAGAGCCCACAGGCUUUGGAGAGGGAAGUGGCCGCCCAACUGGCUUCAUUUAAACCAACUGGUGGGGAAAUCGAAGUAACCCCUUCUGCUCUGAACUCAGCACACUCCAGUGGCCAGAGUUUGAAACUUGUUGUUCCAGACAUAAAAGACGGAGAAGUUAUGAACGGUGAACAGACGGAAUUCGUGACAUCGCCAAAAAUUAAGGAUGCAUUGAGGGAUAUGACAAGAACAGUGGAGAUUUCUGGGGAAGGAGGCCCCUUGGGGAUACAUGUAGUGCCCUUCUUUUCAUCUCUAAGUGGAAGGAUUCUAGGACUCUUCAUCCGAGGCAUUGAAGAAAACAGCAGGUCCAAGAGGGAGGGGCUGUUUCAUGAAAAUGAAUGCAUUGUGAAAAUCAACAACGUGGAUCUCGUAGACAAAACCUUUACUCAGGCUCAAGAUGUUUUCCGUCAAGCAAUGAAAUCCCCAAGUGUACUUCUCCAUGUACUUUCCCCCCCAGACCGCGAAGACUAUGAAAAAUCUGUCAUUGGGGCCCUUAACAUUUUUGGUAACAGUGAUGGCAUUUUGAGAACAAAGCCCUCUGUCCCCGGAAAAUCAGAAAUGAAGGCAGUCAGUCUGAUAGGAACAAAUAGCCCAGAGGUAGAAGCAUCAACUUUCCUGCAACAAGCCAGGAGCCCCCGGAUACCAAGACAAGGAAGACACCCAUCCUCGCCCUCUCUCUCCCCUCUCAUGGGGUUUGGCAGCAAGAAAAAUGCAAAGAGAAUUAAGAUUGACCUAAAGAAAGGUCCCGAAGGGCUUGGGUUCACUGUGGUUACCAGAGACUCCUCCAUCCACGGUCCUGGACCUAUUUUUGUGAAAAACAUUUUACCAAAGGGAGCAGCUAUAAAAGAUGGCCGCCUGCAAUCAGGGGACAGAAUUCUAGAGGUCAAUGGCAGAGAUGUCACUGGAAGAACUCAGGAGGAGCUCGUGGCCAUGCUGAGGAGCACCAAGCAAGGCGAGACGGCAGCACUGGUCAUUGCCCGCCACGAAGGACACCAUCUUCCUCGAGAGCUGAAAGGAGAACCUGACUGCUGCGUUCUGUCCCUGGAGACCACAGAGCCGCUCACCUUCGAAAUUCCCCUGAAUGACUCUGGUUCCGCGGGGCUUGGCGUGAGCUUGAAAGGGAACAAGUCCCGAGAAAGUGGAACAGACUUGGGGAUUUUCAUCAAAUCCGUCAUCCAUGGAGGUGCUGCUUUUAAGGACGGCCGUCUGCGAGUGAAUGACCAGCUGAUUGCAGUGAAUGGGGAAUCUCUUUUGGGAAAGUCCAACCACGAAGCGAUGGAAACACUUAGGCGAUCGAUGUCCAUGGAAGGAAACAUACGAGGGAUGAUCCAGUUGGUGAUUCUGAGGAGGCCGGAGAGACCCGCAGAGGAGGUCGCAGAAUGUGGGGCGUUUUCCAAGCCAUGCCUUGAGAACUGUCAAAACCCUGUAGCCACCUCCAGGAGAAAUGAAAAUAGCUCCCUGCGUCCAUUUGGCACUUCCAGUCCACAAGACAAAUGGCAAGAGCGAUUGCUUCACGGGGAGAGAUGGACCGAGAGUGAAGUCCCACCUUCUCCACCGCCACAUCCCAAUCUGGAAUUGGGCCUUGAAGACUACAGCCACAGCUCUGGAGUGGAUUCGGCAGUAUGUUUUCCAGACCAGCACAUCAACUGCAGAUCUGCGACACCGGCCAGGCAGCCUGAAUCAAUUAAUCUGAAAGCCUCUAAGAGCAUGGACCUUGUGCCAGAUGAAAGCAAUGUCUAUUCAUUGGCUGCACAAAAAUCAGAAGCCCCAGGCAAAGAUUUUGGUCCCACUCUGGGCUUGAAGAAAUCCAGUUCCUUGGAAAGCCUGCAGACGGCUGUGGCUGAAGUCACAAAGAAUGAGCUGCCCUUCCACAGGCCCCGCCCGCACAUGGUCCGAGGCCGAGGCUGCAACGAGAGCUUCCGAGCAGCCAUUGACAAAUCCUACGAUGGCCCAGAAGAAUUCGGAAACGAUGGUCUGUCUGAUAAGAGCUCCUACUCCGGUCAAGGAACUCUGCAUUGUGAAUCUGCCCCUCCGGGGAACUCAGAGCUGGAGGACACGGAAAAUAAAGCAAGGAAAAUAAAAAAAUCCAAAGAGAAGGAGAAGAAGAAGGAAAAGGGCAAGUUGAAGGUCAAGGAGAAAAAGCAAAAGGAGGAAACGGAAGAAGCGGAGAGGAAAGUCAAGAGGAAGGGAUUUGGCGCUAUGCUGAGAUUUCGGAAGAAGCGAGAGGACAAGGACGGGAAGGCUGAGCAGAAAGGCGCCCUGAAGCAGGAGGAGCUGCAGAAAACGCAGGACGAGCGGGAGAGGAUCGGAGCAAAACAUCAGGAGCUAAGAGAAAAGCAGGCCAGAGGGCUCGUCGAUUACACGACCGCUGCAGGUGGUUCCAUCCACGAUAUGGACGAUGAUGAAAUGGACCCCAAUUACGCCAGAGUGAACCACUUCCGGGAGCCGUGUGCGGCAGCCAGCGUCUACAGGUCUCCAUCUCCUCCUCGUCCAGUACCACUUGGCUACCCUCGGAAUGGCCGUCCGUUGUCUCCCGAGAGAGACCACUUGGAGAGUCUCUAUGCCAAGGUCAACAAGCCCUACCCUCCGCCGGUGCCAGCUGACAGUGGCCGUCCGCCAGGUGGAAGCUCUGACCGCAUCCAGAAGUUGAGGAAGGAGUAUUAUCAGGCUCGAAGGGAAGGUUUUUCUUUAUAUGAAGAUGACGAAGGAAGACCCAGGCCUUCUGAUUAUGACCUUCACUGGGUGCCUGGAAAGGGUCCAGAUGGAAAUGCACAUCACCUCCGCUUUGAAGGGAUGGAGAGACAGUAUGCCUCCUUACCCAGGGGAGGACCUGUAGACUACCUGACAGCCGGACCUCGAGGGCUCUACAAGGAGAGGGAGCUUCCAUAUUACCCAGGGGCUCAUCCUGCACAUCCGCCCAAAGGGGGGUAUCCCCGCCCCCCGGAUCUGAGGGUGGCAGACCUUCGGUAUCCUCAGUACUACCCACCACCACCAGCCCCCCAGCACAAAGGACCCUUCCGGCAAGAUGUUCCACCUUCCCCUCCUCAGCACCACAGAGCCCCAGCCUACCAGGAAGUGGGCAGAGCAGGGCCCCGUGGGGGCAGCCCAGACCAGUACCCCUACCAAACCCAGGAUCCUCGGCAGAAGAACCCCGUGACUGCGGCUGUGUAAUUGAGCGCCACCCAGAUCAGUCCAGAAAGGAAGGCGUCUACCAGGCCCUGUGCCCUGCCCAGACCUUAGGACCUUCUUGCCGUUCAGUCUUCUCCAGGGUCAUCUGGGACAGCUCAGACUUUUCUCACUGAGGCGACAACCCAUAAGGCGAGUCUGAGGGGCGAGGAAGAAGCAGGUCUUUUUAGAGAAAGAAAACUCAGAAGGAAGAGGAAGGCACUGUUAACAACGUCCGUCUGUCUGAGAUGCUUUUAAGAUUAUUAAGUUCAGUGAGAGAAGCUACCGAAUAAGCAAAUCUCAAUGGAGAUAGACUAUAUGCUACCUCCCUGGCUCGUUGGCCUGUGUACCCUUGUACACGGUAUACCCUUGUGCAUGCAUGCGUGUGCACACACACAGAUGCAUGCAAACCACAGAAGUGGCAGGGCUUUCUCAGCCAGGGGUGGUUAUCUCUUCAGAGGCUAAGCCUCAGCCACCCUGGUGGAGUUGUUAAGUCGGAAGAGUGGCAGAGAGCCUGCGAACGUAGGGUCUCUGAAGUGAAUGGUCUUCAUUGAAAACAAAACAAAACUGCAGCAAGCAUGACUAGUCACCUUGACCCGUGUUUACCUGGAGGAAGGCUACGCUUCUCUAAUAGUAGACACUCUGGGAUUUCUAGUAAACGUUCCUUGGUUCAUCACUUUCAGCAUAAAAGUCAGGAAAAUGCAAGUCUAGUGUUAGGUCUUGG
Molecule: messenger RNA, 4229 nt
Organism: Echinops telfairi (small Madagascar hedgehog)
Lineage: Eukaryota; Metazoa; Chordata; Mammalia; Afrosoricida; Tenrecidae
Gene: PARD3B
Product: par-3 family cell polarity regulator beta
Exons: 23
Coding region: 8-3511 (1167 amino acids)
Biological process (GO): microtubule cytoskeleton organization; intracellular protein localization; cell adhesion
Cellular component (GO): apical junction complex; cell cortex; adherens junction
Molecular function (GO): phosphatidylinositol binding; protein binding
Source: RefSeq, a predicted model, not a curated record